Molecule: messenger RNA, 3803 nt
Organism: Carassius gibelio (silver crucian carp)
Lineage: Eukaryota; Metazoa; Chordata; Actinopteri; Cypriniformes; Cyprinidae
Product: cdc42 effector protein 3
Exons: 3
Coding region: 817-1389 (190 amino acids)
Source: RefSeq, a predicted model, not a curated record
UCUUACAGGUUUGGAACAACGUGAGUAAUAAAUAACAAUUCUUUAUUUUGGGUGAGCUGACUGUUUAAAGUGCUUCUGGCCCUUCAGCGAUAGAUUUUCAUUGAAUAAACUUUGAUUCUUCUAGAAAAACAACAACAAGUCGUCACGCCUAGACUUGACUCAGAAUGUCUCAAUGUCUGUGAGGUCAGGAUUGGGAAGCAGGAAUUUCUACAUGUCUACAGCACUUGUGUAACGCCGGUCCGCCUGUAAAUACACGUCCCAGAGCGAGAGACCGCUGUCAUUACAAAUCUGUAAGGGCUUAGCAAAGCCUAUGGGGAACAGGAAACCAGCAGCAGACACAAUGACAUGGGAUUAGUAACGAGUGAAGCCCCCAAACGUGACGUCGACACGACAGAAACCAGCCGUGCCCUUCCCAGCUUUCACAGGAACAUGAUGAAAGCCGGAGUGAAACAGCUCAGGUGAACCUCCUCAGUAUCUGAGAUCACACACAAGUUACGUCGCCAGGUGUGACAUCACCACAGACCAAACAAACGCCGAGCUUUAGGGAGGGUCAGACUCCAUCUGCACCUGCGCGAGCUUCACCUGUUUGACGAUCUCUGGACUUUAACACUCGGGAUCUACGACCGACUCUGCACUGCAGAAGCAGAGCUCAAAAACUAGACAAAACUGUAAAGAUCUCUUGGGUUACGAAACUCCUCUAACGUUUGUUGGCUUCAGUCCUCAGAUGUUCAGAUGUGGGCGUGAAACACCUGCACACCUUUCAAGAACCAAUCUUUCUGCCACCAUCUGAUGCUGUCGCACUACUGAAGUCUUAAGAUGCCCUUGAGGACGUCGUUACUCCGCAAGCCCACGUCUGGACGCUGGCAGAGGAGGCUAUCGAACCGAAAACAGGUUUUGUCGGUCAACAUGAUCAGCCUUCCCCUGGGUGAUUUCCGUCACCUGUCUCACAUCGGUACGAGCGGACACAUGGACAGUUUCGGAGACCUGUCGUUCCUGAAGGAGGGCCACAGUCUCCUGCUGCAGAGCUCCAAGAGCGAGCAGAACCUGUUCCUCCCGCCGCCUCCCAAACCGCCCCGAGUCAACGUGGACGAAGCCGGCCAGUGCAGCCCGAUCUGGGAGCACGCACCGAACAUUCAGAGGCAGAAGUGUAGCUCACUUCCCCUCCUGGACACGGAAGAAGACGAGGACACAUGUUCACACCCGGAGACGACAGGCAUCAGCUGGAGUCCUGCUCGUGGAAGCCUGAGCUCCGGACGGGAUUCGACCCAAACCAACCCAGAGGAAACACAGCCGGACCAAACGGACUCAGCGUUCACGUUCAGUCUGGAUCUGGGACCCUCUAUACUGGACUCUGUGUUGCAAGUGAUGGAUAAAGUCCAUCAAUCGUGAACUGGAAACUAGGGCUGUCAAAUAAAAACUCUAAUUUUGAUAUUUGUCGAACAACAGAAAAAAAAUCCACAUUAGAAUACAAAAACGUUGGAUGGGAACGGUAUCGUAUCGUUUCGCAGUAUCGUAUCGUUCACGAUAUAUCGGUAGAAUUAGCAUAAGAAUUAAGGUCCUUGCACACAUUUUCGUUUUUGUGUAUCCGUCAUCAUUUCCAAUAAAAAUCUGGUAACGGAUGCAAAAACGCUACAAAUAAACCUUCUCUUUUUAUGAUGGACGAAUGUUUCGGAGGAAGUGUGUAAACGUAACUGACACAACGUGAGGUUUGUGUUUGUGAAAAUUGCGAUUGAUUUGGGAUCGUCUUCCCGCGAUAAUAACGAUAAAGCCUAGUUGUUGACAAAUUAUUGUGUGCGACCGUACGUCGGCGGAAGGUGGACGUGAAACGAUACAAGAUAUCGCUAAACAAGGAGCUCCUUCUCCAGUGUGGAACUGGUUUGUUCAGAGCUGUACAGUGCGACAUAAAUCAGUCUAAGCUUUGAAUAAAUAUACUACAGUAGCACAGCUUUGCAUGUGCAUGAGCUUGUUUACAAACCUGUUGACCAAAUAUAUAAUUUAUUGAUAUGCUUUUUCUCUUAAUUGAGUGUUUGAAAUAACUUUGUGAUGAGAUGGGGUUUUAUCUAACAGAAUGACAAGUGAAUAUAAGGUGUUUUUCUUUUGGGAAUCUUUGCAAAUUGACUUUACUAAUAAUGUGCAUGUUAGCAUGUUCCGUGGCUAAAGUUAAAAGUCUCUUAAGAACGGCUCGUCACUCCACAAAAGACUUCAAAAACGAGACAUCCCACUUCAUCUGCAGUUUGUAAAGUGCCCCUAUUAUGGGUUAUAGAAAAGGUUCAUAUUUGGUUUUGAGAGUCCCCAACAAUAUGUCAAGGUCAAAAAACAAUUACAUUGUCUUAUAAUAUGCAUUUAUUUGUAUCAUUUUUGCUCAACGAUUCCCAAACGAUUCACGCAACGAUUCAUUUUUUCAAACCCCUCCUUUGCGUGAGGCUAAUCUGCGGGGAUUGGUAACUUACUCACAUUUCACUGCUGGUUAUAUAUAUGCUCUAUAUAAUCGUGUAUGUGGCGAAAAACAAUCUUGAAUCUUGAUAAAGCAGCGUUUGUGAGCACAGUGAUGCUUAGUUACUGGGGAAACAGCUAUUUUUACUGCUACAAAAGCGCCACCUAGUGGUAAAAAGGGAAUUUACAUUUUCACUCAUACCAAUGUGAAAACUGACUGAUGGUUUUUGAUGUAAACAUGAAACGCCUUGGAUUUCAUUUUAAAAACAACUUUUUUCAAAUUUGUUUUGAGAGACUAUGAAUAACUUUAUACACGGUUCACUUUCAGAUUUAAAACUGUGCAGGGUGUUUUCAUUCACUAAGAGCUGUGUUAUAUAGAAAUAAGGGUAUAUUAAACUAAAAAGUACUUUUUGCGAUUGGUUUUACUUUUUAUUAAUACGUACAUGAUGCUGUUUUGUUUACAAUAGUUUAAGCAACUUAAUUAAUUAUAUUUGGUUUAUACACAUUACUUUAAACACUAUGCCCUUUUUUUCAAAAACAGUUGCGUUGUUUUGUAACUUCAAAUAAAUGUGCGUUAGUAAUAUUUUGCGUGAAGCGCCCUCUUGUGGCCUUUUCCCCUCUAACUGAAAUUAUGCCUUUUAUAUUCAAAUAGAAUUCAAAUACUGAUAAUACUUAAGUACAAAACUUGAAUUUAGGUUAAUUUAGCUAAUUUGACAGCCCUGCUGGAAACGGCCUGGAACUCGCUGCAGGAAGCUUGACAGAAAAGCAGCAGUGUUUCUGAUCCAACAUCUGAACUCUGGACAAUAAUAACAACACUCAAAACAUUGCUCAACAGGACAUUUCUUCCAGGAAAUGCAUUGAGACCAGCUUUUUGCUGUCCAAACCCCACACCCUUUUUUAAGAAAUACCCCCUUCGAAUGAAGUCUGUUAUAUAACGUUGUGUAACAGUCUGACUGUCCACCAUCAGAUAUUUCACUAGUCAAUGAUUGCUGGAGUCAAGUUAAUAAUCGAGCAGCUUUUAUUUGGCCUCUUCAAACUGUGAUUUCCUUAUCUGCUUUCUGAGCUUCAGUUCAUUGCAUUUACACACAAAAAUGAAUUAUCAUAUGAUCUAUUAUACCAAACUUUAUUAUUUCAAUAAGGCAAACCUGUAAGGUCAGUUCAGUCACAAUCAGUGAGAUUAACUAUUAAUAUUAGUUUACACACUAGAUCUACCAUUAAUAAAUUGUUUUGAUUAAAAUGUAUGCAAUUAUAUAUAUAUGCAUACUAUGUAUAUGUGGAUAUGCAUAUAAAAAACAUUUUAUUUUUAAUAUGCAGUGAUUAUAUAAAGAUAUUAAGCAAUUGAUUGCUUAAAUUGCAACAAAACACUAAUA